Molecule: messenger RNA, 1433 nt
Organism: Oryza brachyantha (malo sina)
Lineage: Eukaryota; Viridiplantae; Streptophyta; Magnoliopsida; Poales; Poaceae
Product: CBS domain-containing protein CBSX6-like
Exons: 2
Coding region: 1-1218 (405 amino acids)
Molecular function (GO): heme binding
Source: RefSeq, a predicted model, not a curated record
AUGGCCCACGUCGUCUUCCUCCGCGCGUCCGCCGCCGACCUCACCGCCGGCAAGCCGCCGCUGGCGGGCGUCCCAGCCUCCGCCCCUCUCUCCGCGGCGGCCGCGGCCAUCCCGGCGUCGCCUGAGGCCGCCGUCGCCGUCUGGCGCGGCCCCGACGGCCCCUCGCCCGCCGCGGCCAGCGUCGUCGGCCUGCUCAGCUCCAUCGACGUCGUGGCGUUCCUCGCCUCCCACCCCGGUGGCGCCGCCGCCGCAAUGGCCACCCCUGCCGGCGACGUCGUGGCCCAGGAGCCGGCCCUCGUGCGCGAGGUCGAGCCCGACUCGAGGUUGAUAGAAAUAGUGGAGCUAAUGAAGCAGGGAGCAAGGCGAGUGCUCGUGCGCAAGAAGAUCACAGAAGGAUGCGCCAUCAGCAAGCAGCCAUUCGCGCCAUUCUACAAGGCCGUGCCCAAGAUCACCGGGACACCACGGGCGCCGGCCACCGCCGGCAGGUCGUCGUCGUCGUCGCCGUCGACGCUGGGCUGCGACAAAUACUGCUGCCUCACGCGGGAAGACAUCGUCCGGUUCCUCAUCAACUGCCUCGGCGCCCUCGCGCCCAUCCCGAUGCAGUCCAUCUCUUCCCUCGGAGCGGUCACCCGCAGCUACUCCCACGUCGAGGACUCCUCCCCCGCCAUUGGAGCCGUCUGGGAGCUCCCCUCCGACCCGCGCGCCGUCGCCGUCGUGCAGGCCAGCCGCGACGGGUCGUCGCACGUGAUUCUUGGCGAUAUAUCCGGCUACAAGCUGUGGAAGAAAGACUACGUGGCCGCUGCCGAGGCGAUGGCGACGUUGUCGGCGCUGGACUUCGCCACCGGCGUCGACGACAGUGGGCCGUCGCCAGCUGCUGCUGCUGUCAAUGGCGGCGGCGGCGCACUUGCGCCGCUGGGGAGCAUCCAGGAUGAGAUCGUGCCUCGCCCGAGGCUGACGAGAUUCAGCAGCAGGAAGAUUGGGUUCUCGGCGAGCUUCGCCAACCUGAUCAUGGCGAGCCACCGGAAGAACCGGGUGCUGACCUGCAAGACCACGAGCUCGCUCGCCGCCGUCAUGGCGCAGAUGGUGUCGCACCGGGCCACGCAUCUCUGGGUCGUCGAAGAUGGCGCCGACGCCGGCGAAGCCGCCGUCUUGGUUGGCAUGAUUGGGUACAUGGAGAUCUUCCAUGCCGUCACCAGGGGUGUUGUUCCUCCGGCUUGAUUGCCGUCUGAAAAGUCCAAUUGGGACUUGAUAAAUUUUUCAGUUUGCAGUUAACAAAUUCUGGCAGAUGUUCUGGUUUUGACAUAGUAAUGUUUUCUUGAUUAAAUUAGUAAUUAGGAUGGUAAAUUAACUGUACAUCUUUGAGCAGAGAUUUCAUUUGUGUUGUCCUCCAACUAUUUCUGACAGCUUGCCAAUUCAUUCAGGGCUUCAGGCAA